UGCCUGCCGAUUGCUUCCCCCCUCUGUUGCCGAUUGCUCUUCACCCAUCUUCCAUGUGCCAUACUUCUCAUCAGAUCCUGAUCUUGACUUUUCCGGUAUCCUCAUCUCCGAUUCCUCCUCUCUACCCAUCUUCCAUCUGCCACACUUCUCGCCAGAUCUCGAUCCUCGACAUCCUCAUCCUCCUCAUCCCAGAUCCGUGGAGUAGCCUCCAAUCUUCAACAGCAUGGCUUUUGCUUUCAAUUUGCAUGUGAAUUUCUUGGUUUUCUUGCUGUUCAUCAAUCAGCUUCCCAUCUACUCUGCUUUCUCUUUCAAGCCGGAGCAAGUCAAGGUCACAUUUCUGCUGUUCCCUUGCCCCUAUUACCAGAGUUUUUGAGAGAGGUAGUGUCAAGUUGGUAGUUGAUGAUAUUUCAUAUGAUUUUGUAAAAGGGGCAACUGUUGAUUAUGUUGAGGUGCUAAUUGGUUCUACAUAUCUGGUAAGUCAUGUUAUAUCCCAUUGAGCAUAUAUUUCUUUUCUAUUCAUUUUUUUCCUAGUAGGUGAAAGAUAUUCUAAUCUUAUUUCAUGAUGGGAAAACUUAUAGUAUUCAGGAAUCUAAAAUUGAUUAACUAGUAAGUAGAGUAGAUAUCAAAUCCAUAUCUUUUUGUGUUUUUCUUAGACUAGUAGUAUAUUUUUUACACAAUUGCUGGCACUGAGCUUUGAAGUAUGUAUGGUCAAAACCUUAGGAUGUGUGUUUUCUCAUCUCAUAUUUGCACAGAGAAGGGUGCUUCUUUGUUACCAAAGAUGAUUGGAGGAGAGGCAACCUCCAAUAUCACACUCCAAAAUAAAACCCAUUUUUAUGUUUUUGUGGCAUAACAGCAAGUGUAUGGGUAUCCCCAACUAUUUUUUCCCUCUGCUACCUUCAUUGCACCCUGAAUAGGCAAUACUGGCCAAAAGAGAAUCAAGUAGUGCCCAAAUGUCACCUAUGUAAUUGAGAGAUCGUGCUACUAUUUGUUUAUCACGUGUUUUCCAUUUGUUUGGAUUGAUGGAAGGCAAUGGGGUGAGAACAAUUGGUCUAAGUUUAAUUAGACAAGGGGAAGUUUUCUUCUUAUUAUUUUAUUUUACUUUAUUUUAGCAACACUACUAUAAAUCAUUCUCAAUAAAAGCAACUCAAGCAAUUGACUAUAAGAAUGACCUUUUCUGAGUGCCAGAGUGAUGGUAAGAAAUCUUAUAUAGCAACAUUACAAUGCAAAAACUGUGAUUUUUAGUGUUUCUAUCUUUGAUAGGAAAGAAUUCUGGUUGGGUAAUUACUUUCUUGUCAAUGCACAUCUCUGAUUGCAGUUGCACGUCCAUUAAGUUGUUUAUGUUAUUACUCAUCAUAAAUUGCAAGCUUGUAUGGGAUAUACAUUCUUAACCUCCUUUUUUGUGCAAUAUUCCUCAACACUUGUAUUAUGUGUCUUAUCCUUUCCAUAUCCCUUCACAAUAUGAAGUUGGUGCUGAAGUAUAAUGCUAAUUUCACCGGAAUUGUUUGUACAAAUUCAUUGAUGGUGUGUUUGGAAACAUGAUUUUGAUAGAGUGUAUUUGAAUUUCAGCACUUCAAAUUCAAUAUCAUUGCUUGUUUUUGAAUAAAUAAAAUGUAAUUGAAUUU
Messenger RNA from Rubroshorea leprosula, 1622 nucleotides. The record is from the annotation of a GenBank genome assembly. NCBI's taxonomy places the organism in Eukaryota, Viridiplantae, Streptophyta, Magnoliopsida, Malvales, Dipterocarpaceae.